Molecule: messenger RNA, 2112 nt
Organism: Cyanidioschyzon merolae strain 10D
Lineage: Eukaryota; Rhodophyta; Bangiophyceae; Cyanidiales; Cyanidiaceae
Product: probable ATP dependent RNA helicase
Exons: 1
Coding region: 1-2112 (703 amino acids)
Molecular function (GO): nucleic acid binding; RNA helicase activity; ATP binding
Source: RefSeq, a predicted model, not a curated record
AUGUUUGAUACGGAAAACGGCAUCGUCUAUACCAUUGAAGAAGCCGAUCCUGAACAGCUUUCGUCAACGAUAGAACAGGAGAGCGAUGCCUCAUCAGCUAGUGAACUCUCCUUCGCUGCAGAGUUUUUCGACUGGACAGGUCCGGAGGCGCUAGUAGAGAACGCUGCCUCUCGUCGAAGAUCGGAGUCUGAACAAGCACGCGUUGACCGGGACCCACGCCACGAAACUCCUGAACACAGAGCUAAUCACCACGUCACCGAUUCUGGUGAAGGCACCAAGCCUGACAGCAACGGCACCGAUGCGCAUACGGCGCUCGCUACUCAUGAUCGUCUGAAACCGCUUGAGAAACGCGUUCAUGCUGCUAGCGCUACAAAGCAUUCCAGCCCAGAGGCGAAAGUUGAUACCGUCCGACAAAGCGAGUCUUGGGCGGCGCUUGCGCUCUCGCCUCGCAUGCUACGGGUCGUCGAGUCGCUGGGCUGGAUGCAACCAACUCCUAUUCAGGCCCAAGCGAUACCGGUUGCACUCGCUGGACGAGAUGUGCUCGGAUCUGCUGUAACGGGCUCCGGGAAGACGGCAGCCUUCCUGAUCCCCAUUAUCGAGCGUCUGUAUCGGGCGCAGCGUGCCGAUGGCGUACGCUUCGCCGCUGAUGCCUCACAGACUGCAGCUAUACGCGUUCUUAUCGUCUUACCGACUCGUGAACUCGCAGUCCAGUGUCAUGCGGUGCUUGAGGCAAUUUGCGAUCGUACGGCGAGGGAAAGUGCACGCCGGAUGAAGCAGGGCGUCGCAAAGUUCGUUGGCACGCCCGAGCAGACGCGCCUUCGCUCCGUGCUCCUAGUCGGUGGACUAGCGCUGAAACCGCAGGAACUCGCGCUGCGCCAUGUUCCAGAUAUCAUCAUUGGUACCCCGGGGAGAAUCAUUGAUCACGCUCGAAACGCUCCAAACUUCACUCUCGAUGACGUUGAAAUCCUGGUACUCGAUGAAGCAGAUCGAUUGCUGCAGAUGGGCUUCAUGGAUGAACUGCGAGAGGUGGUUCGACUAUGCGCGGCGAGUGCGCCCUAUCGACAGACGAUGCUGUUCAGCGCGACACUGGACGCUGGUGUUGAGGAACUGGCUCGUUUCGCGCUCGCGCCGGAUCGAGUUGUAACGGUUCGCGUGGAUGCUACGUUUGAUCUCGUUGGAACGCUUGUCCAAGAGUUCGUGAAACUGCAAAUGCCCGAAGUUCUCGUGGAGCCGGCACAAGAUACGCGCGAUACCCUGACGCACGCCGAGCAAGUUGUGCAGACUGAGCGCGCCGCGUUAUUGCUGGCGCUCUGUUCCCGCAGCUUCACCCGCCGAGUCAUUGUUUUUUUCGCCCGCAAAAGGACUGCACAUCUCUUCAAAAUUAUCUUUGAUCUCGUCGGACUACGUGCCGCGGAGUUGCACGGGAACCUAACCCAGGCGCAGCGCCUUGAUGCAUUGGAGGCCUUUCGCACCUGCACCAAUGCAGAUUUUCUGCUCUGCACCGAUCUCGCAGCGCGGGGCCUCGAUAUCCACGGGGUAGAAACGGUGUUGAAUUAUGAGUUGCCGAAAGAUAUUCGGGAAUACGUCCACCGGGUGGGCCGCACUGCACGCGCGGGUAAGCAUGGUCGGGCAGUCUCGAUAUUCCAACAGACAGACCGGAAGGAGCGUCAUCUGCUGCGACGCUUGCGGGAGCAGGCUCGACGAUAUCGGGUAGAUGCUCUCCGGGGAGAUGCACCUGUACCCGCUCCUGUUCUCCUUGAACGUCGAAUACCUGCAACGGUGAUCCGGGAGUGGCGUGAUCGGCUGCAUUCCCUCCUGGAUAGCGUUCGAGAGAAACUGCGACAGGAACGGGAGCAUCGGGAGCUCGAACGUGCUGAACGGCUCGAGCGAAAAGCGCAUAAUCUUCUCAUCCAUGAGCAGGAGAUAUAUGCACGACCGCCGCGAACUUGGUUCCAGAGCAAGGCCGAACGAAAACGUGCGCAGAUGGUUGAUCAGGAACCUGCCUCGAAGGAGCGUUCUGAACGUUCUAAUUCUCACAAACACGAUAAGGUGCGGAAGCGCAAGCUGGUAACAGCGACAAAUCGAGGUGCGCACAACCGGAGUAGGAUGUGA